This is a messenger RNA of Gamsiella multidivaricata, 2850 nucleotides long. RefSeq lists its product as uncharacterized. Bases 1 to 2850 code for a protein of 949 amino acids. The record is from RefSeq and is a predicted model, not a curated record. NCBI's taxonomy places the organism in Eukaryota, Fungi, Mortierellomycota, Mortierellomycetes, Mortierellales, Mortierellaceae. The transcript has 9 exons.
AUGGUCAUGGGUACAUUCAGCCAGGGCGUGGCGCUCCACAACAGCUCAGGAACGGGCUCAGGGCCAACAGGACUCCCACACUCGUCCCACCACCGUUCCUCCCUCAAGGCACCCAGCCAAGUCCGCUGGCCCGUGAACCUCAACCAGCUCGCUGCUCUCUCGCUCGAGGACGACUCCGACCUGGACAGGUCUUUCACCGACGCUUCCAACGACGACAUAGGAUCCGUCAAGCUGUUGCAGAUGCUGAAGGACAGCGAUGACGAGUCCACCUCUCCGGUACCUGCUCAGUCAAAGCUACGAAGGCCGAGGUCAACAUAUUCAAGCUUGCAAGGGACACAGCGAAAGCUUCAGCAAAGUGCCAACAACUCUAUUACGCGUUCCUCUUCUUUACGCGAUGUUGAGGGAGCUCGGGUUGGCAGCGGCAACACCAGUAUACCCAAACCACAAAGAAUCAGAUCUGACUAUAAAGGGACGAAUACCGCGUCUGGAGGGAUAGCACGGCCGAUAGGACUUCGACACCAUCAAUCAGACAUGUCGCUGAUGGCCACAAAGAGGCGACAGGCCAACAGCAAUAAUAGCCCAGAGGAUAUGGAGCACAUCUUUUCAGAGGCCAAUGCGAUCGCACAAAGACUCGGUGGAUCUGGAUCACGAGCAGCCACUGAUACAAGCAGCGCGGGAGGUAUUCGCGGGCCGACAUUCAAAACUGGGGCACUUCCCGCACCCACAGCACGGGCAUCGGCUGGCGCAGACUCUCUGUCGUUGACACGCAAGUCCUCCGGAAUCCCCAGCCCAUUGUCAUCGUCUGGAGCACAAUCAACCAAUACGCUUGCACAGGCGAGGUCUCGACUCUCAGCUCCUUCCAGGGCAGCAGUCUCUAGCUCUACCUCGAGUCAUAAGCAGCGUUCAUCACAUCCUGGCAUUGCCAUUUCCAAGCAGGAUCUGAGAGAGAGAGAAACGACAUCACUGCCGCGAUUUAUCGCAUCUCCAUGCUCUGCACAAUCCGCACCUGCAACAACAAAGCAUGUACUGCUUCAGUCAUCAUUGUCACAGCCAUUGGCGUCCAGACACGCCACCACGGAUGGUCAAAUUGCCACAGCAAUGCUUCUCACACCACCAGCACUGGCUUCCUUACCCAAGGCUUCCAUAGACGUCGAGAGCAGCAGUACUAUCCGAGAGCUAACCGAGGAGCUUGAGCACUGGAAGGCAGAGGCUCAGGGAUAUAGGCAGGAACGUGUGGCGGUCGAGACUUGGAGAAAGCAGGUCUCGGACCUAGAACGGGAUCUCGAGACUGCACUGGACUCAUUGCAAUCUGCAGAGGCCAGGGUCAUUGAGACGACAGCUGUGCAGGCAGCAACUGGAUCGAAACUGACUGCAUAUGAGAAAAUCGUCGAGGAUCUGAAGACAAAUCUUGCAAACGCCAGGACUGCGAACGAAAAGGCACUAGAAGAAACAGCGGCUUCUCAGAAGCGAGAGUUGGCGGAAAUGGAGACUCGCAACAAAGAACUUGAAAUGAAGCUGACGCAGGCACAACAGGAAGUUGACCAGCUGGAACUUCAGGUCGUUCCUGCGGAGCUCCAGGACGUCCAUCAGGCACUCUUUUCUGCAACACAGGAACUCGACGAAGCGAAGCGCCACAUUGAGAAAUUGGGAGCUGAAUUAUGCGAAGAAAAGGUCAAGGUAGCGCGGGAGCAGGAGGACUCUGGUCAGCUAUUGGGCAAAAUCAGUCAGCUUCAGGACACCAUAGCGAAUCACCUCCGCGACAACAACGCCCUCAAGGAUGCAGUCAAAGAACAUGAAUCAUGUCAAGAGAACGCUGAGAUUGCGAGCCAGCAGCACAAACAGGAAGUUGGAGAUUUGAAGAAUGAGAUUCUGUCACAUCAACAGAGUCUGACACAGGAAAAGGAGCAGAGGGCUAGGCUUGAACAAGCGCUUCAGGAACAACAGUAUCAGUUGCACCAACUUCAGCAGCAGGUUCAGAUGCAGCAAACACAGCUCCUUCAGCAACAGACUGAGAUUGUCAAUUUACGCGCAUCCCUGGAGGUCGAGCAAAGGCAGGCAGUGCUGUUCCAGCAGCGACUUCAGGAGGAGCAGAGGCUCAAUAACCCUCAUUUUGGUCGGCGUGUCUCUAUGGACGGCGAACUUAAUGGCUCAUUCUUGAUGAUUGAGAACUCGAACAGUGCGGGUCCUAACACUGGGAUAAUGAACAUGGGUGCCGCCGAUGGCACUAUGGGUUCAAUGGGUGCAUCAACAGCACCAAUGAUGAUGCAUGGAGGACUACCAUCAUCUCAGACUCUUUCGACAUCUGGUUCAAACGUGAUGUCGCCGAUGAACCCUACUAUGAUGCCUUCGGGACUCCAAAAUAUCCGCAAUUUUGACGGCGCCUCACCAUCAAUUUUGACGAACAACCAGCUCAACAUGAGCGCAACACAGGCAGCAGCAGCCUUGCCUCCAACUGCAGGUCCUCUUUCGACGUCUACAGGCGGCAUGGUCGUAUCAGCAGCACUGACCGGUAUCAUGGAUACCGAACCCAGGCCCACGAUGAAUCACCGCGGCAGUGCUGGUUCGAUUUCAGGCAUUUUAUCAACAGGAAGCCCAAACAACAACCGAUCAUCAAUCCAUGGCGACCCUUUACCUUCUUCAGCCGGCGCUACGCAGUCGGUCGAGGAACUGACGGCUCAACUGCAGAGCCUACUAAAGGAGAAGGAGAGGCUCCAAGCGGAUCUGAGCAAGAUUCCAAUCUCGGGCGGUGGACCUAUGACAAGAAGAAAGGCCGAGAUGCUGGAGGAACAAAUGGACGAAACCGAGCGGGCUAUUAGCAAGAUUAGAUACAACAUCCGCAUGCGAUCAUGA